AUGUUACUAUCUCUAUGUUGCGUUAUUUCCUUAUUAACUGCUAUUUCGUCGGCAUCCAAUGGAACUGACUGCUUACAAACAUGCUAUCUGCAUGUAAAUCACCAAGAAAUUACUUAUUUACAGUUUUCGAGAACAAUCAACGACGGUGCAACGCGAGUAGUUUACUUUGAUAUAUUGCGGGAUCACUACUAUAAUGUUAACGCAACACUGUAUGCUUGGGUUCGAGAUAAUGUUGGAGAGCCAGUCUUCUCUUUACCCAUUGACUAUAUUGCAACAUCCUUUAGCUUACCGAUGGUAUUCAUUGAUUAUGUACAAGUCGAGUUUAAUGAAUCUACUCCACGCUGCUAUAUGCAAUCAAGUCAGUUUUGCCAAAAGAUUAUGAUUAUGUCAGCAUUAGCUAAAAUGACCAGACUAGAUAAUCGAUGUAAUGGAACGAAUUGUGGCAGCCUGUGUCGAAGACAUUUUCAUUUUCGAGACCAAGGUGAUCUUGAACACAACACGUACUCAUGUUGUCCCGAAAAUAGCCUGGAAAAACAAGUGGAUUUAGUGAAAUGUCUUCAGCCACAGCAAUUGAAACCUUAUAUUCCACUGCUACGAUCCUUUACUAUUAUAUUGGGAAGUUUGAUAAGCUGUACAGUUUUAUCUGCUAUAGCAAAUCGAGUUAUAAAAUCACUAGGAAGCACAAUUACAGUUCAAAGUAAUUCGUCUCCAAGCGUUGAGGAUAAUGGCGUUAAAGAAAGUGCUCUGAGAAAAAUGUAUAUAUUGUCACCAAUUACUCGUCAAACUUCUAUGUUUAAUUAUUUUAAAAAUUUAAUGAGCGAAAAUCAGUCACUACAAAGAAUGCAUUAUAUAUGUUAUACAGCCAUAGGACACAAUCCGUCAAGUAAGCAAUAUCAUUAUAAAUCUCGACAUGUAAGAUCUUAUUACCAAAAUUCUAUUUUAAAUUACGUAGAUAUAUGGCAUCCAGUUCAAUUUAUAAGUCAAUUUAUCCGAAUACAAAUGUUUCAACGUGAUCCAUCACUAAGCAAUAUUAAUCGGUCUAAUAUUAUUUUUAUCAUGUCGUGGAUGCAUGGUUUCAUAACCAUUGCCUCUAUUUUUAUUUCAUUACAAUGUAUAUUUCGAAUGAUUAUCAGUGCAUCUUCCUUUAUUGUAGCUUACUCCUUAUAUUUUAGUAAUAUUAUAACCAUUACUAUUCCUUUUAUAUAUUAUAUCUACAUUACGAUUGAUGCCUAUAUCAAUAGAAUGGAUAAACUCUGUGGUGAUAUUACUGCCACCUUGCCUCAGGUAGAGAAUGAACUAACAAGUAUUUUAGAAGCUGACGAAGGUGAAAUAGAAAUCUAUUUUAAAAUCGACCAGGAUCAAAAAGUGGUUAAAUAUACUAAAACAAGAAAAGAAAAUGACAAAACUAAUGGCGAUGCUAAUAUUACAGCUUCCAAUAGAGAGUUGCAAGUGUUAAUAACUGAUACUUCAAGCUCACCAAAACCUCAUUUGUUAUCGAUGCUUGAAGAUAGCGGUGAUAAUGAUAAACUAUUUGCAGAUGAAACAGAUGGGCUUCAUGACCGUGGCUUGAUCAAUGAAUUACAUCAAGCUGCAAUAGGCCAUAUUGAUGUUCCAGAAAUGCUUAUUCCACAUAAGGAAGAGAUUCAAAAGAAACUGCAGCAGAUUUUUGAUUCUGGUACCAUUCAGUUUGAUAAGGGCACCUAUAAAAUUUUCUUUCAUUACAUAAGAAAUGAUAAUAAUAAAGUUCAGGUCGAUUUGCCCCCUUGGAAUGAUCAUCAUUUGUAUAAAGGUUGUAUAAUAGACUUGAAACCACUGGCAAAUCAAAUUGAGGAAUAUCUUCAAAAUUGGAACAUUGAACAAUUUAAACAGAAUUUAGUUAAAGUGUAUGAUCGGUUAGGUUAUAUCGAUGAAGUUGAAUGCGUUGCGAUACCGGAAGGAUUAUUCAAUUGGAUUCGUUAUUAUUCGCCGGAAUUAUCAUUUACCGUUUGGUCGGUUGUAUGGAAAAUUACUGUUUCAUCUGGUAUUUAUGCCGCUCUACUGUUAGCCAUUCCGGCUUAUUCUCACAUUGAUUCUUUUGCUGGUUUCAAUGCAGCUAUCACUAAAUUACCUGUUUCUCUAGUCACCAUUAUCAUUGCUUUGAAAUGCUUUCAAGAAUCUACUGUAGAUCAGGAAAUAGCCAGAAAAAUGUUAUUAUCCUAUUUGAUUCGAUAUAGAAGGGGCUAUCAAUUCUUUCAUGAACAAGGCAAUAAUCCUGGGAUAUUUUCACUUCUUGGGAAUUUUAUAGCAUCAUUUUCUCAUUCUAGAAAAGCUCGGCAAUAUAUUCGGCUUCGUAUGGGUAGUCAUCAUGAUAUUUCCAUAUAA
This is a messenger RNA of Trichoplax adhaerens, 2361 nucleotides long. RefSeq lists its product as uncharacterized. The record is from RefSeq and is a predicted model, not a curated record. Lineage: Eukaryota; Metazoa; Placozoa; Uniplacotomia; Trichoplacea; Trichoplacidae. The transcript is spliced from 3 exons. The coding region runs from base 1 to 2361 and encodes 786 amino acids.